Messenger RNA from Solanum pennellii, 741 nucleotides. RefSeq lists its product as uncharacterized. The transcript has a single exon. Gene Ontology annotation, molecular function: nucleic acid binding. Lineage: Eukaryota; Viridiplantae; Streptophyta; Magnoliopsida; Solanales; Solanaceae. Bases 1 to 741 code for a protein of 246 amino acids. The record is from RefSeq and is a predicted model, not a curated record. Gene Ontology annotation, biological process: DNA integration.
AUGGAUCUCAUUGGUCCAAUCAAGCCAACAGCAUCCAACGGGCACGGAUUCGUUCUUGUCACAAUUGACUAUUUCACCAAGUGGGUUGAGGCCACCUCCCACAAAUCAGUCACAAAGAAAGUUAUGGAUGACUUCGUCAAAAAUAACAUAAUUUGUAGGUUCGGAAUUCCUGAGUCAAUCAUCACCGACAAUGGAACCAACCUUAACAGUGACCUAAUGAGAUCAAUGUGUGAGAAGUUCAAGAUCAGUCAUCGAUACUCUACAGCAUACAGGCCACAGAUGAACGGGGCUGUUGAGGCAGCAAACAAAAACAUCAAAAGGAUAUUGCGCAAGAUGAUUGAUAACCACAAACACUGGCAGGAAAAGCUACCUUUCGCGUUGUUGGGGUAUCGUACCACAAUCAGAACUUCCACAUGGGCCACACCUUACUUCUUAGUAUACUACACUGAAGUUGUGAUACCCGCCGAAGUAGAGAUACCUUCCCUAAGGAUCAUCCAAGAAGCAAAGCUGAGUGACGCUGACUGGAUACAAGGUCAGGCAGAGAAUUUGGCAUUAACAGAUGGAAGAAGAAUUAACGCCACUUGUCAUGGUCAGCUCUACCAGUAUAGUUUGGCCAAAGCUUUCAACAAGAAGGUUAAACCCAGACAUUUCUUACCUGAGCAACUAGUUUUGAAGCGGAUUUUCCCAAAUCACGACGAAGCAAAGGUAAAUUUUCACCAAACUGGCAAGGUCCGUACAUAG